This is a messenger RNA of Ciona intestinalis (vase tunicate), 3618 nucleotides long. The record is from RefSeq and is a predicted model, not a curated record. Lineage: Eukaryota; Metazoa; Chordata; Ascidiacea; Phlebobranchia; Cionidae.
CUUAGGCUGGUGCUUAAUCUGAAGCUGAGUUAGAAAAAGCCGCUUCAUGGAAAACAAGUUAUUUAUCAGGGGAAGUAACUGUUACCAAACCUGAUGGUGAUAUCCAACAGCUUCCACCUCUUAUGUGUUAUACAGCUACUGAUCCUGUGACUGGGGAGGUUAUGAUGUCACGUGAAGACAAAGUGGUUCUUGUCACUCGAGUGGAUGGCACCUAUGUAUGUGAUCAUACAGAUGGUACAAGGAUAACUCGGUAUUAUAAAGAUGUUGAUCAUAAUAACUUUGAAGAACAAGGUGAUUUGGGAGAAUCCAGGAUCUGGUUUAUUCGAGUCGAAUGUAAUGGUUAUGCUUCAGUGAUUUUCAACCAGUAUGAUCAGUCAAGCGUAACAGUGUUCGGAAGUGGGUCGUCAUUGGUUACAAAUGUGGAUGGGACAUACCAUUUAUCUCAUUGGAACGGUGGCCAGCUCGACAUGGAGCGUGAGGGGUCAGUACUUUACACUCCCCGACCAGAUAACGACUUUUUCCUCGCUGCUGUUUCUGCUGCUGAGUCAGGAGAAGGUUACGAGGGGAGUGAAGGCGAGGAGAAUCAACAGCUUCAACCUCGGCCAUCAAUAUCAUACGGAUCUUACAUCAUGCGACAAAACUCCCCUAUUUGUUGUGAAGCAAUCGACCAAGAAGGGAAUAUCUUUCAGGUAAAAGUAAAUGGUGAAGCGAGCGUCAUCAACCCUGGUGUCCAUGGCAACCAGGGAGACGUGGAACAUGGUGAUAAGAUGGAAGAUUCAAUGAAGAUGAUGAAGAUUGAUCCACAGGAGCACCAUCCACCAAGAUUGUUUGUCAUCCAUGAAGAUGGGUCAGGAACUGAGCUCCUCCGACAAAAAGAUGUCCAGGAGUACAUUGGGGAUGCUGUGCUUGAUCCUACUUCCGCUGUUAUCCGAGAAAAUCUUCCAGAUGAUGAAAAAGUGACAGGUAUAACUGUGAUGCGGCCUCACUAUGGCAACUGUAGUUAUGCUUGGUUGGUUAGCAUGGAAGAGGAAAAUAUCAUCCCCAAGAAUAUUAAGACAAGAGAUUUAACCAAGUUUCCAUCCAAGGAACUAAAGAAACCCGGACCCCCCUUUGGGACAACUACGGGUAAAGGGUUAGCUGUUGGGUCAGCUCCAGUACCCCUGCAACCCCCUCCUGCCCCACCUUGCCCCACAGCAUUAGAGAUUCGGCAACUGGUUCAAUAUCAACCAAUAACAAAAGAGUUACGAAGCAUCUUAAAGAAGAGGAUGGUGGAGUUUGGGAGGAUGCGGUUGGAGCAAGAGAUGCAGAGGGAAGCUCUGAAGAUAAAUGAACCAAGAUCAAGUGAAGAGCAGAUGAGAGCAAGUGAUCUUCUUACACUUGUGUUGGAUUUGGAUGAAGAUAUAAGUCCCCGAGCCCCCAGUGAAGCUCCCCAGCCAUCAGGAGCACCUAUGAAGACCCCACUAUGUGUAGAACACAGCCAUGCCACAGCAGCUAUACCUGACCAACAAAACUCAUCAGUGGUAAAGGAAACAUACGAGAAAGUAGUCGCCCCUCCUCCACCCCCUGUGGUUCCUCCACCUCGGGAAAAACUAACUCAGGCUGAUUGGGAUCUGCUAAGACGAGGAAUAGAGGAAGAGAAAGCAAAUCGUAUCGCGCUGAGACAUCACGAUGUUCCCGCUUACUUUGACUCCGACAUCGGUCGUGCUUGGCUGCUCACUCAAGCCAAUGAUAUGAAGACCGCAUCCGUGCAACUCUCGCUUGAUCCUCGGAGAGAUGGAACGGAGGCAAGGAUGGUGGGAGUUGGGAGGAGCAAUGAUGGUGAGGCGAGCAGACAAACAAGCACCUCGUCACCACCGCAAGAAACUUCUGAAAAAUCCCAAGAUUCCACCCCCACUGUGCGUGGUACGGGCACGGGGGUUAUAUCGGACACCCCUUCUAAGAUGAGACCCACCAACCCCACCCCUGCUCAUGCAAGUGGGAAAGGGACCCCUACUAAAGUGAGACCUGACAAUCCAACACCAUUUGCAGCAGCUCAGCCGAGGAAUAUGAGGCCAAGUAACCCCACACCAAGCCACGCAUCACCAGGCAUGCCAACUAAUAAACAAUUAGAUGGAAUUAAUCAACAACAACAACCAUCACCUAUACCUGAGAACCCAACAUCUGCACAAAGAAGAGAAGACCGUAUGUCUCCGAAUGAAAACGAAGCGUCAAAUGAAGGAAGUCACCCACAUAAUCUAUUGCUUGAAAGGGAAGAUUCUGAUUUAGUUUUAACUCGAAGUUUAUUGUAUGAUGCAACUGGUCAACCACGUAAAGGACCUAUUACUCUUCCUAACUCAAUACUUAGCGAUAAACCAGGAUCCCUGCCUAACACAAAGUUUAUGACGGUUGAAGAACCAGUAAGAAGAAAAGUUAAAACAUCGUCAAUAUCUGGUGGAUUGGUAAAAGGUCAUCAAAAGGUGGCAGAACGUGGGUUUCAGUUGUUGCCUCCUGAAGUUGUUUUUGGAAUACUUCGAGAAGGCAACACUUAUUCAUACACUGUACAAAUGCGAAACACUGGUAUAGAUCUAUGUAGAUUUAAAGUGAAACAACCUCCCCCUGGAACUGGUAUGCGUGUCCAUUAUACACCGGGCCCUGUGGCAGCAGGCAUGAGCACCAAACUCCUGAUUGAAGUUUAUGCGAUCGCUGUUGGUGUUGAGGGAGAAUCUGGUGUUGGGACAAUCAACCAUCAACUGGAGAUAAUUACAGAGACCGACAUUCUAUUUCUACCUAUCACAGCAAUAGUCCUAACUGCAAAUGAUUACGACAACAGACGUGAACCUUUACCACAAGGAGGAAAAGCUCCUGGUGUAAAACUAUCAUCUAGUAAACCACCUUCAAGAGAUGGAAUCUUACGUCCAAUGAAAAUGGAAGCUUAGAAGUGAAUGAAUGCGUCAAGAAGACAAUGCUAAGUGUUUACUGUGUUUUAUACCAUAUAGAUUUUAUAACAGAGGUUUAUUAUAUAUGUUUUGUAAAAGAGCUUUAUUUUCUAAACUUUACAAAUUUUAAUGAAAUACAGUACAAACUUAAAGAUUCUUUUGUUUAAUUUACCAGCUAACCAAACUAAAUAUAACGCCACUAUUAAUAAUGUCCUGUAUAAGUUUAUUUAUUAAUUGUUACUCUUUAUUAAAACAACAACAUGACGUUUAGAAGUAGUAACAUAUAAGAACAUUUGCUGCAAUAUAUGAUAGCAUGCUAGGCAAAAGUACUUGUGCACUGAAAGCACACAAACAUAUAACAACACUAUACAAUGUUGUUGUUGCCACAUUAAACCUGCUGGGGUAUAAGAAUACAUAAUGUACCUAAAAAUAUUAUAUUUUUUAUGGUAAAUGCAGGAUAAAACAGCUUUAUCGUAACUGAAGUAACCUUUUGAGUGAAACAUAGUUAGCCCAUGCAUAUACACAUAUAACAGAGCACCAGUUAUACUUUAGUUAAAAUCUUAAUAGGAAUUUGGGCAUUCCAAUUUCAAUGUCAUAAAACAGUUCAAAAAGGCAACUAGUGUUAAAAAGUUAUUUGCAUUGAUUACUGACAAGCAACCAAUAUCUUUAUGUACAUGCACAUGGUCGUAACAGAUUGAAGCCA